Molecule: messenger RNA, 809 nt
Organism: Salarias fasciatus (jewelled blenny)
Lineage: Eukaryota; Metazoa; Chordata; Actinopteri; Blenniiformes; Blenniidae
Product: B9 domain-containing protein 2
Exons: 1
Coding region: 94-621 (175 amino acids)
Biological process (GO): cilium assembly
Cellular component (GO): MKS complex
Source: RefSeq, a predicted model, not a curated record
UAGCUGCUAGCCGUAAACGGGACGUUACGUCCGGGGUAAGGGAGACGGGGGCUCCCGGUGCUGCAUGUCCCGGUUCCACAGGGCGCCUUCACCAUGGCAGAGGUGCACAUUAUCGGACAGAUCGUCGGGGCGAGCGGCUUCCCGAAUAACAGCCUAUUCUGCAAAUGGGGAGUUCAUGCGGGAGGAGCAUGGCGGCUCCUGUCGGGACUGAAGAACGGUCAGACCCAGGUGGACAUCCCCCAGACGGGGGACAUGGCGUACUGGAGCCACCCCAUCGAUCUGCACUACGCCACCAAGGGACUCCAGGGCUGGCCAAAGCUUCACCUCCAGGUGUGGCACCAGGACUCCUUCGGCCGCUGCCAGCUGUACGGGUACGGCUACUGCCACAUCCCGUCCAGCCCCGGACACCACCGGAUAAGCUGCGUGACCUGGAGGCCGCUCGGUUCCUGGCAGGAGCAGCUAGCGCAGAUAUUUGUUGGCGGUGGUCCACAGCUCCGCAGCCCGGACCUGAUCCACAGCGGGGCGGACAGAUACCGACUGCACACCGAGGCCAUGGGCACCGUGGAGCUGGAGCUGGGAGUCAUCCUCAGACACUUCGACAGCUAUGGCGUCGAGAGCUGAGACAACUUCACUAAGGACUUUUGUUUUUGUUUUUCAGCCACUGCAUGUACAUAAUAACGACUUUUUAAAUCAUAUUUUCUACAUUUUAUAAUCUACAUAUGUUUUUAUAUAUUAGACAACAUAAGUCAAUAAAACAGCUGUGUUAAGGAAGCGCGUUUGGGUUUGGGGAUGUGUUUUCAUAUUGAAAU